Mercenaria mercenaria is the source of this 3062-nucleotide messenger RNA. RefSeq names its product long-chain-fatty-acid--CoA ligase-like. The record is from RefSeq and is a predicted model, not a curated record. The transcript has 4 exons. The coding region runs from base 844 to 1383 and encodes 179 amino acids. NCBI's taxonomy places the organism in Eukaryota, Metazoa, Mollusca, Bivalvia, Venerida, Veneridae.
UAUCAUCAAAGCAGUUAAUUUCGUCAGAGAUUUGUUUAGAAUGGACACCGACCUUAGUUAUGCGAACGCACCAAAUUCGAGACCGUACGUGUACAAAACCAAUAUGCAGAUGCUCACACAAUGGGCGCAGUCAUUUCCAGAGAAAGAAGCAUUUGUUGAAUAUGAUGCGAAUGCAAAGAGACAUUCCAUAACAUGUCAAGAAUUGUUAGAGAAAAGUAAAAAAUUCGGGCAUUAUGUGGCCAGUAUUGGGAUCCGGAAAGGCGAUACUGUCGCGUUCUGCAUGAAAAAUUCUUUAAACAUGCUUAUUUCAAUGUUUGGUGUACAAUUUGCUGGAGGAAUACCAAUAUCGACAAUGCAAAGUAUGGCAGACAGAAGUGACGUCAUAGACACAAUCCGUAACCACAAUUCCAAACUGUUAGUAAUGGACGCAAAAGAAGGGGACCAAAGCUGGAAUAUGUUUGAAAACGUUCGUUCAUCUGAAGAUACCUCACUUCUUGGAAUCAUAUACAAUAACACAUCGACCGAACUAUUCCAUCAUAACUUCAAAGAGAAUGCAAAUUGUGUUGUCAAUUUAACAAAUACACCGGAAGUACAACUACCGGAUGUGUAUCCUGAAGAUACUGCGGUAUAUUUCAAAACAUCUGGAAGCACCGGUAAACCGAAACUUGUAGGGCGUAGUCAUUUUGUAUUUUUUAACAGUACGUACUUAUAAUCAACGAUUGUCUUGGAAUAGACAGUAAGUCCCGUUUCUUUUGCGACAGACCGUUCGGGUGGGGCGUAGGAUCUCCAAGGACGUUCCUUGCCUCUGGAGCAACUCGAGUAUUCGUUGAUAGUUUCUUGUCGAUGCAGCAAAAAAGCAUUGAUCUGCUUUCUGAUAUCAUUCACCAAGAGAAAUGUACUCACGUGUAUCUACCCGGCUAUCUCAUCUCAGACUUACUUAAAAGUCAGGGAAAUGAAGCAAAGUUUUCAAAUGUCAGAGCUAUCAAAUAUUCCGGAGAAAGAUUCCAAAAGCAGUAUACAAAAUUAUUGGGACGUUUUUGUAAAGAACUUGUUAUAUGGUACGGGUCAGCAGAGACAGCUGGAGUAUCAGCAUUUUCCUCCCAGAAUUCCGAGGAAUACGAAGAUGGAAUCAUUGGGAAACCUCUGCCCGGAAUUGAGAUGAAACUUAUUGGCGAGAAUGGUAAUGUUGUACCGAUGGGACAGAGUGGAGAGUUGCAUGUUCGGAGCGUUUACAGAUUCCUGGAGUACAAAAACAUGCGGGAAAAGUUUCUUGACACAGUUGACAAUGGAAACUACGAACUGGUGAUCUGGCACAUAUACGAGCAGACGGCAAUUUUGUAUUGGCUGGUCGAACAAGUGACCAAAUGUCUGUUGGCAGCAUGAAGAUUUUUCCUCAAGAAGUCGAGAAAGUCUUACUAAAUUGCCCGGAAGUAGACGCCGUGAUAGUCGUUCCGGUUCCAGAUGAAAGACUUCACCAUGCGAUAUGCGCAUGUAUCGUUAUUUCAAAGACAAAAACUGUGGAUACGGACAAUAUGCACGAGCACUUUGCCCAUCUGUGGACGGACAAUGCUUUAUUCAAGCCGAAGUACUAUAUACCGUUUGAGAAAUUACCGGCAAAUGCGAGUGGUAAAACUGACAGAAAAAUGAUUGCCAAGAUGGCGGCUUCUGAACUGAAUCUGUGUUGAAAAUUAUCUAACAGGAUACAUAGAUGAGGAGGGCACGGAUCAGUUAAAAUGUUACAGAUUAUUAAUGUUAUAAUAUUAUUAAUGAAGCAAUUUCUUAUUAGCCUUGAUAUUUGACCAAGGGUUGUCGUAUUGGCCCGAGGCCGUAGGUACUUGAGAAUAAUUUUGAGAGAUAUUUUUGAUGCGACAUAAUCAAGAGUAACUAGAACUUACCUUAUUUUUUGGAAUUCCUGUUUAUUUUCUUUAGUGAGUAUCUUAUCAUUUGGACAGUGAUAAAAACUGCUUUAAAAGUCAUUUCCUUUUAGGCUGCAGGCAACGAGACACAAAAUUGUACACAUAUGUGUUGAUCAAGAUAACAGAACCAACCAAGCACAUAUUAUACACCCCCAUGCCUCGUUUAAUUCUUAUCCGAAAUUGUUUGCAGUUUACAACUGACACUCGUGUUCAGAUAUGUUUUUGGGCCAUAUAUGCUCGUGUUCGCCAAUUUAUUUAUCCCAUUUCCAGCAUGUGAAUCGCUAUUUAUCAUUGCACAAAUAGUCCACACUGUCAAAAUAUCUGUUAAAGAUAAGUCUCGUCCUUUUAAUUAAUCUGAGAUCCGCAUAUUUUCUCAUUAUUUUCCUUGAAAAUUGCCAGAAUUUCUGACAGGAAACACUUGUUUGUACCAAAGAGGUUCGGCACGAUGAGUGAUCAGCCGAGAAAUGAGAGAGAAAUCUCAUCCGAUUAUCAUACUACAUAUAUAAUAAGUACACAAUAUCGAAUAAGCGAAAGUAUCGUUGUAAUCUAUAAAGAAGUACAUCGACAUCGGAUGUCCGCUCAGUCAUACUUGGUUAUUACAAGAACAUGUUAGAUGACUUUUUUUGUCAAAAAUGUGAACAAUUGUAAUCAAUAACUCUGAUGUAAAACAAAAUGGCGUCAUUUAAAACUCUAACGGAAGUGACCUCUGUACUGGCCCUCUCUUUUGAACCAAUCAAAUUGCUUGAAUUAUGUAUUGGCCCUUUUUUUUCGUAUUGGCCCUGUUUUUCUCAUAUUGGCUCAGUCAUGUUUUGUAUAAGCUCUAUCUGUUUCAUAACUAUGUUGUUUGCAGUUGGUCUAAUACCGUGUGUAAUAUUGUAAAGUUGAAUAAUAAAUAUUUAUAUUAUAUAUUUCUCCGUGGUGUAUUGGUAUACAAACAGCGGGAAAGUUUUCAUUGCGGCGGCGGUCCAGGUCAGUCGAUUUCCGACUCUGGUUUAUUGUAUUUUAUUCGGAUUUGUUUAGAUAGUUUAGAAAUAAAAUCUCUUAUGAGCAUAAUAUGAUAAAACUUCAAUUUCAAAGAAAGAUCCUUUAGCCAAAUUCUGGAGGCCAGUGCCUAUAAGCUCAUUUGUCCUUUUUAACAUUAAUUUU